Messenger RNA from Closterium sp. NIES-67, 6089 nucleotides. The record is from the annotation of a GenBank genome assembly. Lineage: Eukaryota; Viridiplantae; Streptophyta; Zygnematophyceae; Desmidiales; Closteriaceae.
GCCAAAGCUGGGCGGCAAACAAACCAGCUGACAGCUGGUCUUCUUCGUCCCCGUCACCCCACAAACCCGAGGACCUCCUCCUCCUCGCGAUGCAUCCUCCGCGGCUCGCUCCGCUGCGGCAAUCGACCUUUCAGGUCCUUUGGAAUUUCAAAUCACCAACCUCGAUCCUUUCACGUCGACCUUUCGCCUCCUCGACAAUCACCUCCAUCUUUGACGCGGUGAAAGGUCGACUUGACCUUUCAUCACCUCGACUAUUCGACGACCUUCAUCUCGUUCCGAAUCACAAACGUUCAGUCAAUGUUUCUCACCGUCCUCAGGACACACCAAAGACCCAGCAGAGACACUCACCAACCUUCAGUCGUCGAUUCUCGACCCUGCGACUACUACAACCACUCCUAUUCAUCUUCUGGUCCUCUUCUCUCAGAAGGAGCCAACUUCGCCCUCCCUUCCGCUCUCUGCGCCAUUGCCUGGUCCCAUUCGAACCUCCUCUCUGGCGUGGUACGCCCAGCAGCCUUCAACCAUCAUCUGCGCCCUGCGUCACGGCAAUCAGGUCCCUGAUCCUCUUUGCCGCAGUUUCCGGAGGUUUUUGGACACCACUCUCCGAUCUCUCCCCGUGCUCUCUCCGCAGAUCUCCUCUCCCCGUGCUCUCUCCUCAGAUCUCCUCUCCCCGUGCUCUCUCCGAGGAUCUCUUCUCCCCGUGCUCUCUCCUCAGAUCUCCUCUCCCCGAGCUCUCUCCUCAGAUCGCCUCUCCCCGUGCUCUCUCCUCAGAUCUCCUCUCCCCGUGCUCUCUCCGCAGAUCUCCUCUCCUCGUACUCACUCCUCAGAUCUCCUCUCCAAAACCCUCUCCUCAGAUCUCCUCUCCCCGUGCUCUCUCCUCAGAUCUCCUCUCGCAGUGCUCUCUCCUCAGAUCUCCUCUCCCCGUGCUCUCUCCGCAUAUCUCCUCUCCCCGUGCUCUCUCCUCAGAUCUCCUCUCCCCAUGCUCUCUCCUCAGAUCUCCUCUCCCCGUGCUCUCUCCGCCGAUCUCCUCUCCCAAUCUCCUCUCCCCGUGCUCUCUCCUCGGAUUUCCUAUCCCUGUGCGCUCUCCUCAGAUCUCCUCUCCCCGUGCUCUCUCCAGAUCUCCUCUCCCCGUGCUCUCUCCGCAGAUCUCCUCUCCCUGUACUCUCUCCUCAGAUCUCCUCUCCCCGUGCUCUCUCCUCAGAUCUCCUCUCCCCGUGCUCUAUCCUCAGAUCUCCUCUCCCCGUGCUCUCUCCGCAGAUCUCCUCUCCCCGUGCUCCUCUCCUCAGAUCUCCUCUCCCCGUGCUCUCUCCUCAGAUCUCCUAUCCCUGUGCGCUCUCCUCAGAUCUCCUCUCCCCGUGCUCUCUCUAGAUCUCCUCUCCCCGUGCUCUCUCCGCAGAUCUCCUCUCCCUCAACAAUCUCCUUUUGGACUUGGGAGGACCGAGCUCGGGAGGAGCAGAGCUUGGGAGGACCGAGCUUUGGAGGAGCAGAUCUUGGGAGGACCGAGCUUGGGAGGAGCAGAUCUUGGGAGGACCGAGCUUUGGAGGAGCAGAUCUUGGGAGGACCGAGCUUUGGAGGAGCUGAGCCUCCUGCCAGCCUUGCCAUUCUCGUGCACCAGUCUCCAACAUCCACCACAACAGUUGUGAUUCAAACAUGGCUGGCUCCAAAUCGAGGAAAUCGAGGAAUCGACGUGGGAGGCCUUCUUCCUCACCAUCGCCAUCGCUAUCGCCAUCGCCGCAAGCUUCUCAGCCGAUGAGUCAUGCUGGGGGCAGUGGCAGUGCGGCAGCCAGUGGCAGCGGCACCGGCAGUGGGAGCAUGGUGGGCGGCGGCAGUGGCAGUGGUAGUGGGAGCAGCGGAUUUCGUGUAAACGACGCCAUCGGCUUUAGUCCUACCGAAUCAUACGAGGAAGCUAUUCAGCAGUACAACGCGGGCCGCAUCCCGUUAUCUCUGGACGACAUGGUGAAGAUUGCUACUCUCCGCAUCGUCCACAACUCAGUCCCAGAGCCGGCGUCAGCAUAUGACUGGCAGGCACUUGUGGAGAGUUUAGUUCCAGAACAGUUCUUCCGCCUGCAGGGGAAGAGAAAAUGGGUGACGGAAGUGCACGAAUUUUUUGGAGUAUUGCAAUCAUUCCAUGUGACUCCAGAAUUGGCAAGGGCAAGAAUCUUGAGCAUUUUCAGUGCUCAGAAUUAUGGGGACUCGGCCCUCUACCGCGCACGACACGUCAGUGGCCCUUUGGCUUUGCCAGAGGGCGUGUUGAUUGGUGUCAACACCUACGGGGUGCAUUUCUUCAGUGCUGAACCAAAAGUGUACUAUCACUCCGUUAUGCAUUUUGACUUGAUAAAGUUCGGUGAGGUAUCUGGUCAGUUCGCCGUGAUCGUCAGGUUCCUUGAAAUGGCUGGCACCUUCAGGUUCGAAGUCCAUGAUUGGCUUGCGCUGGCCAACGCUAUUCAAACCAGCUCAUAUGUUGCCUUUGAUAGGCAAGGCUCCUGGUUCGUUCGAAAUGUCGGUGGUGCUGGUGGUGUUGGUGUUGGUGCUGGUGCUGGUGCUGGUGCUGGUAGUGGUGGUGCUGGUGUUAGCAGCGCUAGUGCUGGUGGCGCUGCUAGCAGUGCUGGUGCUAGCGGUGUUGGUGCUGGCGGUGCUGGUACUUGUGCUUGUGCUGUAAGUGCUGGGGAUGCUGCUGGUGGUGGUGCUAGCAGUGCCAGUGCUGGUGCUACUGCUAGCUCUGCUGGUGCUGAUGCUAGCACUGCUGGUGCUGAUGCAAGAAGUGCUGGUGCUGAUGCUAGCAGUGCUGGUGCUGAUGCAAGCAGUGCUGGUGCUGAUGCUAGCGCUGCUGGCGCUGAUGCUAGCACUGCUGGUGCUGAUGCUAGCAGUGCUGGUGCUGAUGCAAGCAGUGCUGGUGCUGAUGCUAGCCUGGCUGACGCUGAUGCUAGCACUGCUGGUGCUGAUGCAAGCAGUGCUGGUGCUGAUGGUAGCCCUGCUGGCGCUGAUGCUAGCACUGCUGGUGCUGAUGCUAGCAGUGCUGGUGCUGAUGCAAGCACUACUGGUGCUGAUGCUAGCCUGGCUGGUGCUGCUGCUAGCACUGCUGGUGCUGAUGCUAGCAGUGCUGGUGCUGCUGCUAGCACUGCUGGUGCUGAUGCUAGCAGUGCUGGUGCUGAUGCUAGCACUGCUGGUGCUGAUGCUAGCAGUGCUGGUGCUGAUGCAAGCACUACUGGUGCUGAUGCUAGCCUGGCUGGUGCUGCUGCUAGCACUGCUGGUGCUGGUGCUAGCAGCGCUGAUGCUCAUGCUAGCACUGCUGGUGCUCGUGUUAGCUGUGCUGGUGAUGCUGGUGCCAGCGUUGCUAGUGGUGCUGCUAGCAGUGCUGGUGCUGGUGCUGGUGCUGGUGCUGGUGCUGGUGUUGAUGUUGGCGUUGGUGCAGGAGGAACUGGUGGGACAGCUGCUGCUGGUGGCAGUGGUGGAGUUGAGGCCAGUCUGAUUCGUGAGCUGCAGGAUGUCAAGGACGCGCUAAGCCGCGAGCAGCAGGCCAAGAGGGAGGUCGAGGCGGAGAUGGAGGUGCACAAGCAGGAGGCCAACAGGGUGAAGGCGCUGGAGGUGCGUUUGGCGGAGCAGAGUGAAGCGCUGGCAGCGCUGGAGAAGGCCAAGGCAGAGAUGGAGCAUAGGGUGGUGCUGCAGCUGACGGCGCAGUUUGAGGCGGAGGUGAAGAGCAAGAAGCUGAGCAAGGAGAAGGAAGCGUUGGAGCUGCAGGUAGCUGGGAGCAAGCAGGGAGAGGCGCAAGCCAGGGCAGCUGCAGACGCCAAGGACCAGCUGCUUCGGAGGCUACGUGAGUUGGAGCACGUCAAAGAACAACAGUUCGAUGCAGACAUGGGUGCACUGAAAGCUGAGUUGGCGGCGGUGAAGCGGCAAUUGGAGGAGAGUCGCGCGGCAGAGGUGCAGCUGAGGGAAAGGGAGGCACAGUCGGAUUACGAAAAGCUGAAAGAGGAAAUGGAGGCGCGCCUGUUGGAGCAGCAGCAGAAGGCUGAGGCGCUUGAGAAGGCGCAGACGGAGAUGAGGAAGUCGUACAAGAAGGAGGUUUAUGAGCGCAAGAAGCUGUACAAUCUGCUGGAAGAUAAGAAAGGCAGGGUCCGCGUGUAUGCGCGGUGGCGUCCGCUCACUUCGGAUGAGAGGAAUAGGGGGGAGGAGAUGGUGGUGACGCGUGUGGACGAUUUCACCGUGCACGUGUUCAAGCCGAACCACAAGGAACCUUUUGUCUUCACGUUCAACCGCGUUUACGAUCACGAAGCUUCUCAAGAAGUCCUCUUCGAAGACACCAAGGAAAGCGGUUUCAAUAACAUUUCAGCUGGUAGAUUUGCUAGUGCUCCACGUUCGAUUUUCCGCAGCUCUUUUGUUUGUUGUAUGCGAAAUAUAGUCUCAUCAUUCACCACGAGGACAGCGUGUGCUUAUCAAGGCACUUCAAACGACCUGAUUCCUUCGGCCAUAGACGGAUACAAUGUGUGUAUCUUCGCUUAUGGCCAGUCUGGCAGUGGGAAGACCACGACCAUCCUUGAAGGUCCCAACGGUCCGGGCCUCCUGCCCCGUGCAAUGGAGCACCUCUUCACCCUCCUCAAGGGCAAGGCCUUCAAGCUGAAGGGGAGAGAGGGGAGAGAGGGGAGAGAGGGGAGAGAGGGGAGAGAGGGCAGAGAGGGCAGAGAGGGCAGAGGGGGCAGAGGGGGCAGAGGGGGCAGAGGGGGGAGAGAGGGGAGAGAGGGGGAGGGAGGGGGAGCGGGGGGAGGGAGGGGGAGGGAGGGGAGGGAGGGGGAGGGGGGGAGGGGGGAGAGGAGGGGGGAGAGGAGGGGGGAGAGGAGGGGGGAGAGGAGGGGGGAGAGGAGGGGGGAGAGGAGGGGGGAGAGGAGGGGGGAGAGGAGGGGGGAGAGGAGGGGGGAGAGGAGGGGGGAGAGGAGGGGGGAGAGGAGGGGGGAGAGGGGGGGAGAGGGGGGGGAGAGGGGGGGGGAGAGGGGGGAGAGGGAGGGGGGAGAGGGGGGAGAGGGGGGAGAGGGGGGAGAGGGGGGAGAGAGGGGAGCGAGGGGAGACACAGCAGAGACGGCAGAGAGGGCAGAGAGGGCGGAGGGGGCGGAGGGGGUCUACAUGCUGCAGCUGUACAAAGAAGAGCCGCAGGACUUGCUGCUGGAGUGUAGUGAGGACGAUCCAAAGCCGACGCUUUUGAUCCACAAGGUUGGCAAGACGGUGGUGGUGGAGGGCGUGACCAUGGAGGAGGUGGGAACUCUUGCUGAUCUGCAGCAGGUGGUGGCCAAGGGUCUCUCAAGACGCACUGUGGGAGAGACAGAGACGAACCUUGCCAGCUCCCGCUCGCAUCUCAUCCUCAUGAUGCUCAUCGAAACCGUCGAUCAGCGGACUGGGGACCCGUGUGUGGGGAAGCUAAGCUUUGUGGACCUAGCGGGGUCUGAAUCUCUGGAGAAGUCAGGGAAUCAAGUGCGGCAGGGUGAGGCCAAGAAGAUUAACCUGUCACUGCUCACCCUCGGACAAGUCAUCAAGGAACUGGCAUCAAAGGGAGCAGCCCCAGCAUAUCGUGAAAGCAAAAUCACUCAACUGAUGGAGGACUCUCUGGGUGGGGAUGCGAAGACCUUGAUGUUUGUCAACAUCUCCCCGAACACCAAGAAUGUGGAUGAAUCUUUGAAAUCCCUGAGAUAUGCUACUAGUGCGCACGAGAUUGUGAACUCUGUCACCAGGAAUGUGAUGAGCAAGGAUGUGGAGAGGCUGCAGAAGCAGGUGUCGGAGCUCAGGAAGGAGGUGGCGCGGUUGCAGAAGGAAGCGGAAGAAAGGGCAACUCUCACGAGGCAGGAAGGCUCAAAUGUGGGGGGGUGUAGCACGAGUGUGUGUGAUGAGGGAGAGUGAGGCGGAGGGUGAAGGCGGGGAUGGCUGUGCGAGGGAGAGUGAGGUGGCGUGGUUGGGUUGGGAUGGCACAUAUGGCACAUCAGUUGGCCCUUUGUUUGGUUAAAGUUGAUAGGGUGAGCUUUGCUCUUCGUGUAAGUUGUCUGGUUUGUGCCCUUUCUCUGGCCAUUGCAGACCCUUGUACCGUAUCAUAUUGGGGUUGUGAGGUGUUG